CCGGUUUUCUGAACCUUGAUCAUGAGAAGGUGUAGAGGGGAGUAGCUAGUGGGGGAAAGAGAUUUUCAAUCGCUAUGGCCAACAACUCGUCGUUUUUGUUUUCCGGCAUUCGUUUUGACAGAAAGAAGUUUGGAAACGACAUUGCCAGGUUCGGGAAGAACAAAACCACUGAUGACGAUACCGCCCUCAAGAUUACAGACCCUGUUGAACUCAAAACCGAGAAAACGACGGGGGAACAAUUCCAACAGAAACCACCUUCUUCGAAGAAGCGGAAGCGCAAGGGAACCUCUUCUGAUGCGGUUGAAGGAUUCAGUGUAUUUAGAAAUUCUGCUUCUGCGGCGGAGCCUGUGGAUAAAUCGAAUGAUGCAGUGAGGGCUGAUGAUGAGGCCAUUCAGCUGAAGAAGGAACACAAUAGGCAACUUGAGCGAGAUGCUAUAUUCAGGAAGAAGAAUAACAUCCAUGUGGCUGGGUAUAACGUGCCAUCCCCGCUUCAAAGUUUUGAUGAAUUGAAAACUAGAUACAAAUGUCCAAGAUAUUUAAUGCGCAAUAUCACAGAACUUGGAUUCAAAGAACCAACUCCAAUCCAGAGGCAGGCUAUUCCAGUACUUUUGCAGGAUCGGGAAUGCUUUGCUUGUGCACCUACUGGCUCUGGAAAAACCUUCGCGUUUGUGUGUCCUAUGCUUAUGAAACUCAAGGGGCCAGAAACAGGUGCCAUUCGCGCUGUUAUACUUUGUCAUACGCGUGAAUUAUCUGCUCAAACAUACCGAGAGUGCAAAAAGCUUGCCAAGGGAAAAAAGUUUCGUAUCAAGUUAAUGACUAAACAUCUUUCUAGAAAUGCUGAUUUUUCAAAAUUUCCAUGUGAUAUACUUAUAUCCACGCCACUUCGGUUACGCUUGGCUAUCCGGAGGAAGAAGGUUGAUCUCAGCAGAGUUGAGUUUCUUGUAUUGGAUGAAUCCGAUAAGCUGUUUGAGCCUGAACUGUUUAAGCAGAUUGAUUCUAUUAUCAAAGCAUGUUCAAAUCCCUCAAUAAUACGCUCACUAUUCAGUGCCACUUUACCUGAUUUUGUUGAGGAUCGAGCUCGAGAACUCAUGCAUGAUGCUGUUCGGGUAAUUAUUGGCAGAAAGAAUAUGGCUUCUGAAACAAUUAAGCAAAAGUUGAUUUUUACUGGAAGUGAAGAAGGAAAACUUCUAGCAAUUCGUCAAAGCUUUGCAGAGAGUCUAAAUCCUCCAGUAUUGCUUUUUGUGCAAAGCAAGGAGCGAGCCAAGGAGCUGUAUGGUGAACUUGCAUUUGACAAUAUUAGAGUGGAUGUCAUCCAUUCUGAUCUGUCUCAAGAACAGAGGGAAAAUGCUGUUGAUAACUUCAGAGCUGGCAAAACAUGGGUUUUGAUUGCCACUGAUGUAGUUGCUCGGGGCAUGGAUUUCAAAGGUGUGAACUGUGUGAUCAAUUAUGAUUUCCCAGAUUCUGCUGCCGCAUAUAUCCACAGGAUUGGUCGAUCUGGCAGAGCAGGGAGGGCAGGAGAAGCAAUUACUUUGUACACGGAGGAAGACAUUCCAUUCUUGCGGAACGUAGCUAAUUUAAUGGCAGCAUCAGGUUGUGAGGUUCCAUCAUGGCUCAUGGACUUACAAAAAAAGAAGUGGAGAAAACACCGGCCAAAAAGAGAUUCAAUCUCAACCAAACCAGAUAUAUAAUCAGAUUACUUUUUUUUUUUGAAACAAAAAAAUGACGGAUAUUUAACAGUAGAGGAAUUUACAGGAAUCUUAGGAGUUAUUCCUCGCCUCAAAAAAUAGAGAAAUUUAAAAUCGAGACAAGUGAGAGGGUGGGGCGUAAACAUUUUUGUUAAUGGAAGUUCACACCUUGAUUUUUGUAAACAGUACUAUAUUGCCUGCAUAUCCAAGUGGAGCCAUGUUGUGUUAUGUUUUUGAAAGGGGAUUUCGAUUUGUCCCUUGCCUUGUGAUCUUAGAUAUAUUUUGCGGGUUCCUUGGAUAU
Messenger RNA from Arachis ipaensis, 1986 nucleotides. RefSeq names its product P-loop containing nucleoside triphosphate hydrolases superfamily protein. Gene Ontology annotation, molecular function: ATP binding; RNA helicase activity; nucleic acid binding. Gene Ontology annotation, cellular component: cytosol. NCBI's taxonomy places the organism in Eukaryota, Viridiplantae, Streptophyta, Magnoliopsida, Fabales, Fabaceae. Gene Ontology annotation, biological process: maturation of SSU-rRNA. The record is from RefSeq and is a predicted model, not a curated record.